Trichoderma gamsii is the source of this 759-nucleotide messenger RNA. Its product is annotated as dienelactone hydrolase. The record is from RefSeq and is a predicted model, not a curated record. Lineage: Eukaryota; Fungi; Ascomycota; Sordariomycetes; Hypocreales; Hypocreaceae. Gene Ontology annotation, molecular function: hydrolase activity. The transcript is spliced from 3 exons. The coding region runs from base 1 to 759 and encodes 252 amino acids.
AUGGCGUCGCAUCCCCCAGGCAGCUGCUGCACGACUGGAACUCUUCACAUAGGUGAUCCAAAGGGCAAGUUUCUCAAGAUAGACGGUGGAAUCGAUGCCUAUCUCGCUACACCAUCGGAAGACAAUGCUCACAGCGGUGUCGGCAUUCUUUUUGUUCCAGAAGUCAUGGGCAUCUACGCCAACAGUCAACUAUUGGCAGAUAGCUUCGCCGCCAAAGGAUACACCACACUAGUCCCAGACGUAUUCAACGGCGAUGCAAUUCCACUCAACAAAUUCCCCAAUGUUGAUCUCUUGAACUGGGUUGCAAAGGGUUUUGAUGGUAAAAGCCCACACACUACUGAAUACGUCGACCCUAUUGUUAUUGCAGCGAUUAAAGCACUAAGAGAGCUCGGAGUAUCUAAAAUUGGGGGUGUUGGAUAUUGCUUCGGUGCCAAGUAUGUGAUACGACACUUCAAGAGUGGUAUUGAAGCGGCAUUUGUCGCACACCCCAGUUUUGUUGAAGAGGACGAGUUGGCUGCCUUGACUGGUCCUUUAUCCAUUGCUGCAGCUCAAACGGACUCGAUCUUCCCAGCCUCUAAAAGGCACAAAUCGGAAGAAAUACUGAUCAAAACCGGCCAGCCUUUUCAAAUCAACUUGUUUUCAGGAGUCGAGCAUGGCUUCGGUAUUCGAGGCGAUCCAGAUGUGAAGAUAGAGAAAUUUGCAAAAGAACAAGCGUUUGAUCAAGCAGUCACUUGGUUUAAUGAACAUUUGCUAAUUUAG